GAAGUAGGCGGGAUUUUAGUUCCGUAGAAGAAGAAGCUAUCGGUGCCGUAGGCUCUGGUUCCGUCUCUAGCCGGUCAACAUGGUUCAACUGGUUGGUUCCCUUCGUAAAGAGCUCUCUGACACCCUCUCCACUUGCAAGGUGCUGGUGGUGGGAGCGGGAGGGAUCGGCUGCGAGCUGCUGAAGAACCUCGUCCUCACCGGCUUCAAAAACAUCGACUUGAUCGACUUGGACACCAUUGAUGUCAGCAACCUGAACCGCCAGUUCCUCUUUCAGAAAAAGCAUGUCGGCAAGUCCAAAGCCCAGGUGGCCAAGGAGAGUGCCCUUCAGUUCUGUCCCACUGUGAACAUCACCGCCUACCAUGACAGCAUCAUGAACCCUGAGUACAAUGUGGAAUUCUUCAGAAAGUUCAUGUUGGUGAUGAACGCUUUGGAUAACAGAGCCGCCCGUAACCAUGUGAACAGGAUGUGUUUGGCCGCAGACAUCCCUCUGAUAGAGAGCGGCUCCGCCGGAUACUUGGGGCAGGUCACCGUCAUCAAGAAGGGACUCACCGAGUGCUACGAGUGUCAACCCAAGCCCACCCAAAAGACCUUCCCGGGGUGCACCAUCCGGAACACGCCGUCCGAGCCCAUCCACUGCAUCGUGUGGGCCAAGUACCUCUUCAAUCAGCUUUUUGGGGAAGAGGACGCCGAUCAAGAGGUGUCCCCCGACACAGCGGACCCGGAGGCUGCAUGGAAUCCCGAAGACACGGCGACCCGCGCCACGGCCUCCGACAAGGACGGGGACAUCAAGCGCGUCUCCACCAAGGAAUGGGCCCGCUCCACGGGAUACGAUCCCGCCAAACUCUUCAACAAGCUUUUCAAAGACGACAUCAUGUACCUGCUGACCAUGGACAAGCUGUGGAAGACGAGGAAAGCUCCCACACCUCUGGACUGGCAACAGCUGGAAAACAGUGCGCGUCCCCAGGAGGUGUCCGCAGGCUCGGGUCUGAAGGACCAGCAGGUUCUGGGUGUUUGGGGUCUCUGCCAGCUGUUCCAGCGCAGCGUGGAGACCCUCCGCUCGCAGCUGCAGGAGAAGGGAGAAGGAGCCGAGCUGGUGUGGGACAAGGAUGACCCCCCCGCCCUGGACUUUGUUACCGCCGCAGCCAACUUACGGAUGCACAUCUUCAGCAUGAACAUGAAGAGUCCAUUCGAUGUGAAGUCCAUGGCAGGUAACAUCAUCCCCGCUAUUGCUACGACCAACGCCGUCAUCGCCGGUCUCAUCGUGCUGGAGGGUCUGAAGGUCCUGUCGGGGGAGCUGGAAUCCUGUCGCACGAUCUUCCUGAACAAGUGUCCCAACCUCAGGAAGAAGCUGCUGAUCCCGUGCGUUCUGGAUCCGCCCAGCGCCAGCUGCUACGUUUGCGCCAGCCAACCCGAAGUCACAGUCAAGCUCAACGUCCACAAAACCACGGUGCUCUCUCUGCAGGACAGGAUCCUGAAAGAGAGGUUCGGGAUGGUGGCUCCAGAUGUUCAGAUUGAGGACGGAAAAGGGACCAUUCUCAUUUCCUCGGAGGAGGGGGAGACGGAAACCAACAACAGCAAAAGUCUUGCUGAUUUCGGAAUCCGCAACGGCAGCCGCCUCCAAGUCGACGACUUCCUCCAAGACUACGCGUUGCUCGUCAACGUCCUGCACACUGAGGAGCUGGAGCGGGAUGUGGAGUUCGAGGUCGUAGGCGAGGCCCCGGACAAAGCUCCGCCCCCUCAGAGUACCCAGGAAGAGGUCAAAAGCAUCACCAACGGCAACAAGGACUCUGCCCAGCCAUCCACCUCUUUUAAAGCUCCAGCAGAGGAUGAUGAUAUCAUGAUCGUUGACUCUGGUGAGGAGGAAGAGGAGGAGGAAGGGGCGUCAUCCAGUACAGCGGCAACAUCUAGCGGCUCCAAGAGGAAGCACUCCGACGCAGAAACUGGAGAGACCUCCACCAAGCGCCUGCGGACGGACCAAUCGAGUGCGGCUGCUGCCACCAAUGAUGAUGACAACGACGAUGAUGACAUAAUUGCUCUUGACUGAACCCCCCCCUCUCUUUGUUACCCUGAAGGACUGAGGAGUCUUUGAAGGCUUUUCACAGUUGAGUCCAGACUGACCGUAGGUUUGAGUAAGACACCUCUUUCAUGAACAACAGUUGACUGCCCUGGUUCGCCCAGCUGUGGUUUCUCACCCCAACCCUCCCCCUCCCCCUGCUCUGAGAUGAUGCUGUAAAUAGGUUCUACAUUUUAACUUUUUGAAAAAUCCGUACAACUUCUUUGUUAAUUUCUCGUUCCUACAAAAAAAAACCUCUUGCUGGUUUGGAAAAAAGUUUUUUUUGUUGAUUUUGUAUUUUUUUAUAAACGUAAUGUAUAUCUCAUGCUAUUACACGAGAGAGGGUGUUUAUGUGCUUUGUGGUCAGGUGAAAUUUACAAGAUGUAAAGAAAAUGUGUGACAUGGGUUGUGAUAUUGAUCUCGGUGCUUUUGUGGGAGAGUAGGCGGGUGGGGUUCAACAGACUGGACAAGGAGUCUAAAGCCAAGCUCAAAACUCUUCCGCGGGGGCUGUUAAUGUCCCUGUUUGGACACGUUGUGCCCUGUGAUGGCGGGUGGGGGGAGGGCGUCAGUUUGCUACUUUUCCAAAAACAUGUUUUGACUGCCAAUUCCAGGCAACGGCCUGCAGGUUGUCCUGAUCCUCGGGGCUGUGCCUGAGAAGCAGUCGGGCCUUUUUCACACCAGAGGGACAUAAGACACAAAGCGUAGCCGCUGACCCCCUGCCUUCUUCUCCUCUGUCCUUAGUUUCAUCAAUUUAAUUGCGAUCUGAUUUGUUGUUCUGCCGAGAAACCUUUUGGACACAAAGACAAUAAUAAACUCAACAAAGACA
This is a messenger RNA of Gasterosteus aculeatus aculeatus (three-spined stickleback), 2879 nucleotides long. RefSeq names its product SUMO-activating enzyme subunit 2. Gene Ontology annotation, cellular component: cytoplasm; SUMO activating enzyme complex. Gene Ontology annotation, molecular function: SUMO activating enzyme activity. The record is from RefSeq and is a predicted model, not a curated record. Gene Ontology annotation, biological process: protein sumoylation. NCBI's taxonomy places the organism in Eukaryota, Metazoa, Chordata, Actinopteri, Perciformes, Gasterosteidae.